This is a messenger RNA of Aspergillus fijiensis CBS 313.89, 1488 nucleotides long. RefSeq lists its product as uncharacterized. Gene Ontology annotation, biological process: nucleotide-excision repair, DNA gap filling; DNA synthesis involved in UV-damage excision repair; DNA replication. The record is from RefSeq and is a predicted model, not a curated record. Gene Ontology annotation, molecular function: DNA-directed DNA polymerase activity. Gene Ontology annotation, cellular component: delta DNA polymerase complex; nucleus. Lineage: Eukaryota; Fungi; Ascomycota; Eurotiomycetes; Eurotiales; Aspergillaceae. The transcript has 9 exons. The coding region runs from base 40 to 1380 and encodes 446 amino acids.
CGUGCAAGUGACAAAAGCGAAACGCGAUAUUCUGACAACAUGGCGAUCGCGGACUAUAAGACCUAUCUGGCGGAGAAUGUUCUCAAUGAGCAGCGCACGGUCACUUAUCGCUCGCUGGGUCGAGCUUUCCGUGUGCAUAGCACGUUAGCGAAGCAAAUGCUGUACGACUUUCACCACAAUGAGAACAACAAGAAACCCAACAGCGUCAAUGCGACGUAUAUCCUCACGGGAGUUCAGAAGGCGCCCGAGCCAGCAACCUCCGCGAAUGGUUUCCAGUCCAGCGCCGAUACAGACGAUAUCCCCCCUAGCAGCCCCUACAUAAGCAGCUCGAUGCCGAACCAGGAUGGCGAUGCAGACGAAGUCGCGAUCUCCUCGAUACUGCUUGUGCGCGAGGAAGAUCUGGAGGAUGCCAAAGCAACGUUCCAGUCUAUCGCCUCGAUAUAUGUCUACAGUUUACAGCCUACUGUGCUGCAGGAUCUCAAUGUCUUGACGGAUGUGGCCCGGGAGACACUGGCCAACCAUGCGCAGGAAGACCCGCUGGAGCACGGGUUAUCCUGGGGCAUGAUUCAGAACAAGAACGUCAAGAGGAGAACUGGCGUUCGACCACCGGUACCUGCACCUGCACCUGCACCCGCCAAAACGGCUGCACUAGCGAAGAAGCCCACGGCAAGUGAAGCGCCAAAGCCGCCCAAGACGGAAACCAAGGAGGAGGAACCCAAGUCUCAGCAGUCGCUAAAAAGGGAGGAUUCCGUCUCAUCGACUAGGUCGACGGAGAAGACGGCGCCGGUCAAGAAGGAGAAGAGUAGCAUAUUCAGUUCGUUUGCCAAGGCCAAAGCGAAGCCCAAGAAGGUGGAUGAGCCAACUCCCGCUUCUUCUGGCGUUGAUACGGCCGAACCUAGCGCCUCUGAAGAUGUUGUUCUGGACGACGCAUCCGAGGACGAGCCUGACGAACUAUUCCCUGACUCGGGCAAGUCUGCUUCUACCAGCACGCGGGAGACUCGGAAAGAGCGGGAGGAGAGGCUUCGGAAGAUGAUGGAGGAUGAUGAUGAGGAAGAAGAUGAAGAAAUGCCUGAUGCCGCGCCGUCGCCCGAAGAGGAGUCCAAUGUCAUCGACCAACCACCUCCUAGAGCGGCCGAACCCAAGGAAGAGGUGAUUGUCCACGCAGGCCGUCGACGAGGCAGGCGCCAGGUGAUGAAGAAGAAGACGGUCAAGGAUGAAGAGGGCUACCUCGUCACCGUCGAAGAGCCGAGCUGGGAGUCAUUUUCGGAGGAUGAACCAGCACCGCCGCCCAAGAAGAAGCCGGCCGUAAGUGCGCCCAAGGGGAAAGCCGGGCCUAAAGCUGGUCAGGGCAGCAUCAUGUCGUUCUUUGCAAAGAAAUAGCGAGGCAGUGGUGGAGGCGAGGGUGGUGGCAUGAUACAAGAACGGAGCGGUGUUUACACUGUACAACGUAGAGAUCUCUAUCAGACAACUAGAUACCGAUCUAUCGCA